Molecule: messenger RNA, 598 nt
Organism: Lymnaea stagnalis (great pond snail)
Lineage: Eukaryota; Metazoa; Mollusca; Gastropoda; Lymnaeidae
Source: the annotation of a GenBank genome assembly
AUGUGUAUUGCCAGGACUGAUGGUAUUCUGUCAACACUGAUCCGCGUGGGAACCACCGCUACCAACACUGACAAGAGAUGGUAUGUCUUCGAUGGACCUGUGGAUGCAGUCUGGAUCGAGAACAUGAACACAGUGCUGGAUGACAAUAAAAAGCUGUGCCUCAGCAGUGGAGAGAUUAUCAAGCUGUCUGAGGUGAUCAUUAUAAUCUUGACAUUUAUCAGUCAACAUAAAAAAAGCAACACAUUUUUUUUUACUAAAAGCUUUAUAGGGCUUGGACAAUACAAAAAAAAUUUUUAUUAUGCUAUCAACCUAUUUUAUGUGUUGAGUGGACCAACUAUGAUGAUCUGAAAGGUUCCUGGCUCACACAACUUCGAGCCUGAAGGCUGUGUGGGAUAAAAGUAUUCUAAGUUAAAUCUGCUUAACUCACUUGGUUUCAGCUUUCCGCAAGGAUUGUGCCUUGUGUGUUCAAUAACAUCCAUAAACUAAAAUCUGUAAUUUUGUUUGUUAUUUUAUAUCACUUAACUGAAACAACCUUUAUAUCCUCUUUCAAACUGAUUGAUUUCAGCACAUGACAAUGAUGUUUGAAGUAGCAGAUUUA